This is a messenger RNA of Pseudonaja textilis, 7073 nucleotides long. It is a transcript of the gene CHD2, whose product is annotated as chromodomain helicase DNA binding protein 2. Gene Ontology annotation, biological process: nucleosome organization. Gene Ontology annotation, molecular function: chromatin binding; ATP-dependent chromatin remodeler activity; DNA binding. Gene Ontology annotation, cellular component: nucleus; chromatin. The record is from RefSeq and is a predicted model, not a curated record. NCBI's taxonomy places the organism in Eukaryota, Metazoa, Chordata, Lepidosauria, Squamata, Elapidae.
GCUCCCUUUUUUUUUUUUUUGGUGGAAAUGAAGGGGUGGGUCUAUGGUACAUCACCUGAGUUGUGGGGUAAAUGUAGAGAGUGUCAAUCAAAGGCAGAGCUCAGAGCUGGGAAGAAAGCUCUAGAUGGCGGCUGUGCCUUGGAGAGCGCGCUGAGCCUCCUGCCUUUUUUCCCCCUCUCUCCUCCGCCACUUUUGCGCAACUUUGUGUAACUUUUGGGCGUCCUCAAGGGGCUCCUGCGGCCCCUGGUCUCUUGUGGAGGCCAGUGCUAGGGGGAUCGUGCGUUUUUCGGGCAGAAAAGCAGCUUUGGGGGGACUUUUUUUCCCCCUCUCCCUUCGCCUGGUUAGAAAGAAACAGCCCAGGUCGUUGUUUUUCCCAGCUUGGAAGCCAUGGCGUACCUCCAUUUUUGUGCGCUCUCCUAAUGAGCUUUUUCCUCCGGAUCUUCUUUUUUUCUCCUUUUUUUUUAAAUAUUCCUUUACGGCUUUAAUGAUUGCCGAUGGCAACUAAGCAAUUGCGGGAUCGUGUGGAUUAAUUUCGAAUGUGUUAUUUUUUAAAAGAAGGCGGAUUUUGUUUUUUUUCUUGCCUGCGUUGCGUUUGGAACGCUUCGGAAGCGAAUGUUUUCCCACGACUAGAAACCGGGUUGGGGCUGGCGUUGGAGCCUGGCUCAGUAAAUACCUGGGCACAGGACUUCAGCCCAAAUCCAGCCAUCCUUCUACCUUUCCCUUAAUACUUUAAGAAUUGAAAGAUGUUGAGAAAUACGGACAAAAGCCAAGGAGAGGAGGGUUCAGUGCACAGCCAUGCAUCGAGUCACUCAGCGUCUGAAGAGGGCUCGGGUUCCGACUCAGGGAGCCAGUCAGACAGCGAGCAAGGCAGUGAUCAUGGAAGUGAAACCAACAGCAGCUCCGAGUCUUCGGGAAGUCAAUCCGAAUCAGAGAGCGGGUCCACAGCAUCCAAGUCUCGGCAGACCCCUCCGGAAGCUAAGGAGAAACCAGCAUCCAAGAAAGAAAGGAUAGCUGAUGUCAAAAAAAUGUGGGAAGAGUAUCCCGAUGUUUAUGGGGUGAGACGAUCCAACCGUAGCAGACAGGAGCCUUCGCGUUUUACUAUAAAUGACGAGGGGCAUAGCGAGUCUGAAAGUGAGAGUCCCAAACGAAGAAGCUCAAGGCAAGUGAGAAAAAUACACAGAGGUAAAUGGAAAAGGGAGGGAUCUAGGGAUGAUGACGAAGAUGAUGUUGAAGAUCAAGGCUCCAGUGGAGAGAGUGAACAAGAAGUGAAGCAAGUGAGGUCCAGAAGACUUAGUUCAAGAAGAGCAGUGACCAAAUCCAUCCCAAAAAGGAGCAGCAAACCGCAACGGCCGAAGAGGCGGAGGAAAACCGAAUCAUCAGAGGAAGAGGAGGAGGAGGAGGAGGAUGAGACUCCCAAAAGGCAAACUAAGCGCCGAGCAGCCAAAAAUGUCAGUUACAAGGAAGACGAUGACUUUGAGACCGAUUCAGACGACUUGAUUGAGAUGACAGGUGAAGGGGCGGAGGAGCAGCAAAAUAACAGCGAAACCAUUGAGAAAGUGCUGGAGAGGAGAAUAGGCAGGAAAGGAGCCACUGGGGCCUCCACCACUGUCUACUCAAUGGAAGCCAACGGUGAUCCCUGUGCCGAUUUUGAUCCAGAAAAGGAGGAAGGGGAAGUGCAGUACUUGGUUAAAUGGAAAGGUUGGUCAUACAUCCACAGCACAUGGGAAAGUGAGGACUCCUUGCAGCAGCAGAAAGUGAAAGGCAUUAAGAAGCUGGAGAACUUCAAGAAGAAAGAAGAAGACAUCAACAGUUGGUUGGAAAAGGUCACCCCAGAAGACGUAGAGUAUUUCAACUGCCAACAGGAACUGGCAGCUGAGUUGAACAAACAGUACCAGAUUGUGGAAAGAGUGAUUGCGGUGAAAACAAACAAAUCGCCAAAUCCUGGAACCGAAUUUCUAGUUCACAACCGCAAGUCCUCCUCUAAUGAGCCAGAGUACCUUUGCAAGUGGAUGGGACUUCCCUACGCAGAAUGUAGCUGGGAAGAUGAAGCUCUGAUCAGCAAAAAAUUCCAGUACUGUAUUGAUAGCUUCAACAAUAGGAACAACUCCAAAGCCAUGCCUACUCGGGACUGCAAGGUGCUGAAGCAAAGGCCUCGUUUUGUGGCCUUGAAGAACCAACCUUCCUACAUUGGUGGGGAGAAUCUGGAACUCCGCGACUAUCAGCUGGAGGGCUUGAAUUGGUUGGCUCAUUCUUGGUGCAAGAACAACAGUGUCAUCCUGGCGGACGAGAUGGGCUUGGGGAAGACCAUCCAGACCAUUUCUUUCCUCUGCUACCUCUUCUAUCAGCACCAGCUCUAUGGCCCCUUUCUGAUUGUGGUGCCUUUGUCAACCCUAACCUCAUGGCAGAGGGAGUUUGAGAUCUGGGCCCCUGAGGUCAACGUGGUUGUGUACAUUGGAGAUCAGCUGAGCAGGAAUGCUAUCCGUGAGUAUGAGUGGGUCCAUUCUCAGACCAAACGGUUGAAGUUCAACGUGCUGAUUACAACCUAUGAGAUCCUCCUGAAAGACAAGGCCGUUUUGGGAAGCAUCAACUGGGCCUUCCUAGGAGUGGAUGAAGCCCACCGCUUGAAGAAUGACGAUUCUUUGCUCUACAAGACACUGAUCGACUUCAAGUCCAACCACCGCCUGCUCAUCACUGGGACACCCCUUCAGAAUUCCCUGAAGGAACUGUGGUCCCUGCUGCAAUUCAUCAUGCCAGAGAAGUUCGAAUCCUGGGAAGACUUUGAAGAGGACCAUGGCAAAGGACGAGAGAACGGGUACCAGAGCCUGCAUAAGGUCCUGGAGCCCUUUCUCCUGCGCAGGGUGAAGAAGGACGUGGAAAAAUCCCUCCCAGCCAAAGUAGAGCAGAUCCUGAGGGUGGAGAUGUCUGCCCUCCAGAAGCAGUAUUACAAAUGGAUUUUAACAAGGAAUUACAAAGCCCUGUCCAAGGGAACACGUGGCAGCACUUCUGGCUUCCUGAACAUCGUGAUGGAGCUGAAGAAAUGUUGCAAUCACUGUUACCUGAUCAAACCUCCAGAAGAGAAUGAGAGGGAAAACAGCCAGGAGAGGCUGCAGUCUUUAAUCAGGAGCAGUGGGAAACUCAUCCUUCUGGACAAACUGCUCAGCAGGCUCCGUGCGAGGGGCAACCGAGUCCUCAUCUUCUCCCAGAUGGUGAGAAUGUUGGACAUCUUGGCGGAAUAUCUGACCAUCAAGCACUACCCUUUCCAGCGCCUGGACGGUUCUAUCAAAGGAGAAAUCCGGAAGCAGGCUCUGGAUCAUUUCAACGCCGAAGGCUCGGAGGACUUCUGCUUUCUACUCUCCACACGUGCUGGCGGCCUGGGGAUCAACUUGGCGUCGGCUGACACAGUGGUGAUCUUCGAUUCGGACUGGAACCCCCAGAAUGACCUACAGGCUCAGGCUCGGGCUCAUCGGAUUGGCCAAAAGAAACAAGUAAAUAUCUAUCGCUUGGUUACAAAGGGAACAGUGGAAGAGGAGAUUAUAGAAAGAGCAAAGAAGAAAAUGGUGCUGGACCAUCUUGUGAUACAGCGAAUGGACACCACAGGCCGGACAGUUUUGGACAACAGCUCUGAUAGAUCCAAGACAAACCCCUUCAACAAGGAGGAACUGACCGCCAUUUUGAAAUUUGGAGCCGAAGAACUUUUUAAAGAACCCGAAGGGGAAGAAUCUGAACCACAAGAAAUGGACAUUGAGGAAAUCUUACGCCUGGCUGAGACACGAGAGAAUGAACCAUCCACAAGUGCAACAGACGAACUGCUUUCACAAUUUAAAGUAGCAAACUUUGCUACAACAGAAGAGGAAGAAGCCGAGGCGGAAGAGAAAUCUCAGAAGGAGUGGGAAAGCAUCAUUCCUGAGGAACAAAGGAAGAAAGUGGAAGAAGAGGAGCGGCAGAAAGAACUUGAGGAGAUAUACAUGCUGCCCAGGAUUCGCAGCUCAGCCAAAAAGGCUCAGGCCAAUGACAGCGAAUCAGAUGUUGAAAUAAAGAGGAAGCUCCAGAGGUCUUCGGGCUCAGAUACCGAGACAGAGGACUCUGAUGAUGACAAAAGGCCCAAACGCAGAGGACGCCCUCGCAGUGUUCGGAAGGACACAGUGGAAGGCUUUACAGACCCUGAAAUCAGAAGAUUUAUCAAGGCAUACAAGAAGUUUGCUGUUCCUUUGGAACGACUGGAAUGCCUCGCUCGGGAUGCUGAACUGGUAGAGAAAUCGGUAGCUGAUCUGAAACGUUUGGGAGAACUUCUCCAUAACAGUUGUGCUUCAGCCAUGCAGGAGUACGAAGAGCAUCUGAAGGAGAACCCAACUGAAAGUAAAGGACCAGGGAAGAGAAAGGGGCCCACAAUUAAGAUCUCUGGAGUCCAGGUGAAUGUGAAAGCAAUUAUUCAACAUGAGGAGGAGUUUGCGAUGCUCCAUCAGACCAUUCCCAGUGACCCAGUGGAGAGGGCAAGGUUUCGUCUGAACUCCCGUGUCAAAUCUGCCCAUUUUGAUGUAGACUGGGGAGUGGAAGAGGAUUCUUCCUUGCUGCGGGGGAUUUAUGAGCAUGGAUGUGGGAACUGGGAGCUCAUCAAGUCAGACCCAGAACUGAACCUCACUGAAAAGAUUUUACCAGCUGAGACAGAUAAAAAGCCACAGGGGAAGCAGCUCCAGGCGCGAGUAGAUUAUCUGAUGAAGCUUAUCAAAAGAGACAUGAAGAGGAAAGAGAACCCGAACAAGACAGAGGAGGACAGGGCCAAAGUUGUAAAGCCCCGAAUCCGGAAAGAAAACAAACCCCCCAAAAUCAAGGAGGAGCCAGGAAACGAAUCCUCUUCUCCGCAGCCUCCAGACAACCAGUCAGUAGAAGGACAGAAGAAGCCCAAAGGCGCCGAGGCCAAACCCGGAAACCAAGGGAAGAAACUGCUGGGUCAGGGUCCCGUCCACAUUACGGCAGGAAGUGACCCUGUCCCCAUUGAAGAAGAGGAAGAGGAUGAGUUAGACCAUGCAACCUUCACCAUUUGCAAAGAGCUGAUGAGGCCAGUUAAGAAGUCCCUGAAGCAGCUGGAUAAGCCAGAAAGAGGACUUACAGACCACGACCAGCUGGAGCAAACACGGAGUUGCCUACUCAAGAUCGGAGACCACAUUGCUGAAUGUUUGAAAAUCCACACUGAACAGGAAGUCUUUAACGUAUGGAGAAGGAAUCUAUGGGUAUUUGUCUCCAAGUUUACUGAAUUUAAUGCCAAGAAAUUACAUAAGAUAUAUAAGAUGGCUAACAAAAAGCGAUCCCGGGAACAGGAGGUAAGAACAGAGGAACAAAAAAAGAAGGAAGAGGCAACGAGUGGCAAGCGGCUUCGUCCAGAAGCUCCUGGGACCAGUCGAGAUAUUCCGAUGUCUCCUGUCCCCCAUAGCCCUCAUGGUCAAAAACUGCAGCAGCCAUCUCCUCACCCUUCCCAGAUGCAUGGACAUCCACGAGAGAACUACCACCAGCCAAAUAGAAGGCAUUUCAGCCACCCAGAACGAAGCGAAUGGCAGAGGGAUCGCAAAUUUAACUACAGUGGCAAUUCCAAUACGAAUUGGGGCAGAAACCGUUAUCAUGCAUAUGAGCCGCGCUGGCACAAGGAUCACCAUUAUGCGGAUCGCCAGGCGCGCAGAGAACAGUAUCGGAGCUCAGGAAACUACCAGCCCAGCAACCUGUCUCGUAAACGCCCCUACGAUCAGUACAACAGUGAACGCAAUUACCGCGGACAACCGGACUACAGAUACUGUCAUGAAGCCAAGAGACGAAGAUUAGAUGGAUUCCGGCCCCAGAAUUACCAACAAGAUUAUCGGAGGAUGUCUGACUAUAGACCUCCCUUGAGUUAUCACGGGCAAGGGCCAUCCGACCAUUACAGGCCUUUCCACCAAGAUAAAUCAGCCGAUUAUAAGCAACUCCUUCCCCCUCCUCACUCCCAGGUCCCUGACCCUCGCUCUCCAGCUUCUCAGAAAUCUCCACUUGGUGCCAAGUCUCCCAUUCAGCAUCGCUCACCUCUGGAUAGGCCCUUAGAUCAGAAGAACAAUCCAGAUUAUAACUGGAGUGGUCGGAAAACCUAGAGGCCCAGAAUCAGAGGCCAACGGAAAGAGCUAGUCCGGCCCAAGGAAACACCAGUUAUAGGGCCAUCAAUGCUGGAACCAGAAAGCCUGAAUACAGUGCUGUAGAGCUUGGGGCUGUAAGAAUUGGAAGGGGGUCAGAAAAACUGGAUCCACCGGGGAGCCUGAACUUUAGCUCCAAAUUUGCCUUCCAUCAGGAUACUGGCUGGGUGUUGGGAGGGGUCUUCCCUGCACCAAGAGAUCUGUAGAGAACAAGGUCAGGUCUACCACCUACGUUUUGGAACGAAGAUUUUGGGUUUGUAUCCAUAAUGCCAACUUGAAUUCUGGACAUUUCACAGAAUGGACAGACAGGCUGCAAAGGGUACAGACGGAGGCAAAAGCUAUAUGGUUUUGGAGUUCAGGUUCAAUUUGCUGCCGGAAGGGGGUGAUAAGGAAGACCACGAUAGCUACAGCUGUUGAAUAAAACAUUGGCGUCAGGGAGGGCAGGAGUGAGACGGAUUUACAGAAUGGUGAAACCAACUUUUGAUGAAAAUGCUUGGAACUCUUUACUGAAGAGAUUUGGAAGUCUGUGGACUUAAGAGGCCAGAAAACGAAACAAAAGAAGGAGGAAUGGUUUAUGGUCCCUCUUUUUCGCUUCUCCAUGCUUUUCUUUGCCUUAACAAUUUUGGGACUUUGAGCAGCACUAUGUGAACCAAGUAGAGCUGUGGACAAAGAACAGGUUUUAAAUGGUGGCAGAACUUUCAUUUCCAUGGUUGCGAAGGAGCGAGAAGGACAGUAUGUCCACGACAUUGGGAGACUUCAGUAUUCAAAAAUUGACUGUAGAGCUCCUGUUUUUUCUUCUCCUUCUCCUCCUCAUGAUCCACGGGAACACCAGGGAUUCAGCUUGGAGAAAGGAGCUGAGAGGAGGGUCCACCUCAGACAGGAUUCCAUGAACAUCUCAAGAUGGUCAACUUCGCACUUCUGGUU